GAAUUGCUAUAAAACGAUCAAUACAGGGGUGAGACUGUUCUUCAACAAACGAAAAGCCACCAAAGAGCCCUUUUGAUCCCCAAAAUACCUCUCGCCGGAAUCAUGAACCUCCCCAUCGCCGAAACCCUAGCUCCGUUCACCUCACCCGAGAACAUCCCAUCCACUCUAUCUCAAAUCAUCCUCUCUGGCUCCAAUCCCCUCGACUCCGUCUUCGCCCACAUCUCGCCGCAAGCGCCGCCGCCUCCGGCGGCAUCACCACCACAUACACCCAUCGGCUCCUCCAUAUACCUCCAACUCGCCGAUCUGCUCCGUUCAGCCUCGCCCCAUUCCUCCGCCGCAAGGAAAAAACUGUAUCGAGGAGUUCGACAAAGGCAAUGGGGCAAAUGGGUCGCCGAGAUCCGUCUACCGCGUAAUAGGAUGCGGAUUUGGCUCGGCACCUACGACUCCGCGGAGGCAGCAGCAUGCGCGUACGACCGCGCCGCAUACAAGCUCCGCGGGGAAUACGCGCGGCUUAAUUUUCCGGCGAUGAGGGACGCCGACAGCCAGUGUUCGGAUAAGCUUCGGGAGGUGAGAUCCGCCGUUGAUUCGAAGAUUCAGGCCAUCAGUCAGCGAAUUGUUAAGCAGAAGAGGUUGAAAAGGGAAAAAGCUGACGCGAAGGGUAAGCAACCGGAAACUUCGUCUUCGUCUUCAUCUUCCUCUGUUUCCGGCGAGCGUGUAACCGGAGAUGGUGCCUGCGGCGAGGAGAAUGACGGCGGCGAGUGCUGGUUGUCGAGAAUGCCUUCUUUCGAUCCGGAAAUUAUCUGGGAAGUGCUUGCUAAUUAACCUUCUUCGAGGGGUAAAUAAAUAUUAUCAACUGUGGAAUGUCUGUUUUAUAGAACAAUUAGUGCUAUAAUUAUACUAAGCUCGUGACAAUAUUCUCCUUUAAUAAAAUUUCAAUGAAGAAAAAAAACUCUCUCUGGAAUAA
Dendrobium catenatum is the source of this 964-nucleotide messenger RNA. Its product is annotated as ethylene-responsive transcription factor ERF061-like. Gene Ontology annotation, biological process: regulation of DNA-templated transcription. The transcript has a single exon. Lineage: Eukaryota; Viridiplantae; Streptophyta; Magnoliopsida; Asparagales; Orchidaceae. Gene Ontology annotation, molecular function: DNA binding; DNA-binding transcription factor activity. The record is from RefSeq and is a predicted model, not a curated record. Bases 103 to 822 code for a protein of 239 amino acids.